AUGACGCAAAUCGCCGAUCUAGGCCCUUCUUUGAAAGGACUACUGCAUGGAACGGCCGUUCUAUUGCUUCGACCCAAGGAAGGAAAGGAAAAGAAUAGGAUCGAUAGAGAGAUCUACGGUAGUACGGCAGUAAGGCUGCCACCAGCAACCACCAUAGGCCUCAUUUCCGAGAAGACAUAUCGGGAUGCAACGAUCACAUCGCCGCUCGACCAAGGUCUGCACCCGCUGCCGGAAGCGAAAGACAAAGUCAAGUCUCUGGAACGACGCGCCGCGGAGCUCGAAGCCCAAGUCCUCGCCUUCCGAGCCGCUCCCCAAAAUGUCCCGAAUUCGAUGGCAUCCAUCAUUGGACAAGCGACAAUAUCAUACGGCGUUCCUUCUACUCCACUCUACCUUCGGUCUCUUAUAUCUUCGAGCCUGAUAUUCCGACCUUCAUGCCCCCCGUUAGCCAUUCUCCGCGAACUGCCGCGAAGCCGACGAGACGAAAGAGAGGCGCAAAACGAGACUGCUGUUUCCCCGCAAGCAAGGAAACCGAAGACACCUUCCUCUAUGAUACCACAUAGCCGCGCCAACUCGAACACGAUCAUAGAUCUCAGCAGCGUGCCGUCUUCAGCCAUCCGUCGCAUGGUCCAGAACUACGCAGAGAACCACCUGCCACAGUAUCCCUGCAUCCCAGAAACAAAGCUGGCGGACAUUGUCGAUAAGACCCUGAGCAAGGACUUCCAGAUGGAGGGAUCUUCGCUGGCGUACGGCAGUGCUGAAACUGCUGGGCUAGGCCAUUUCGAGUACUUUGUUCUCUUCAUCGUUCUCGCCAUUUCUACCAUGACCUUGACGUGGACGGCCGAUAACCAGGCUCGCAGUGCGUCAGAGUCGUUCUACAACUCUGCCCUGGUACAUCUGCAGUCGCUCGAGGUCGAUAGCGAGAUGAUGUCGCUCCAGGUCUCGCUGCUGUUGGCGCACUAUGCCCAAAUGCGUCCGGAAAGGGUAGACAACUGGCCUUGUAUAGCGAAUGCUGUGCGGACGGCCCUUGCACUAGGCCUCUUCAAGGAACCUCCUCCCCAAAUGGACACAGAACAGGCUCUGCAACGCGCUAAGCUGUUUUGGGUGACAUAUGGUAUGGAGCGGUCGUUGUGUACGAUCCUUCGUCUUCCUUUGUCAUUUCCGGAGGAGAUAAUCACAGUAAGAGCUAAAGUACUAGCCAACGAGCAAGACGCCUUUGCCAUGUCCACAAAUGAUGUCGACAAGAGAUCAUCAGCCAAUCAGAUACGCAAGUAUCGAGCCCUGGAAACAGAGGUUCAUCGCGUCAUGCAUCUCGGAGAGGACGUCGCCAAGUUCGGAAGUCCGACGCUGGAGGGAUGGGUACACGAUCUGGACGGCAGACUACAUGAAUGGUACAUGGAAGCGAAGAAAUUCACCAAGCAUGGCAUGCUCGAAUUUAAGCAUAUCCAGUUCUAUCACCUGCGUAUCCGUCUUUACCGCCCGACUCCUCGCAUGAAGACGAGAACGGCGGAGGACCGCAGGAUAGUUCUGGAGUCUGCGAGGUGCGUGAUCGAAGAUUACCUGGGACAAGAAGGUCGGCGCCGGCUAUUCUACCCAUGGCACGCGCUGCAUAUUCUGUUUGAGACAGUUGUCGUCGGGCUAGAGGCGUGCUGGACGUCUUUGGACUGGCAGCCGUUGAACAACCAGAUCUUGUUCAUGGUGCAGGUGCUAGUACCCCAGUGCCUACAAAUCAUUCGAAAUAUUGGCCAAGGAUGGUCUGGAGCCGCGGCGUGUGUUGAACGAUUAAAGCCGCUGGCUGACAAGAUCGCAACGGCUGUCGUGGCUUGGAACAACAACCAAUUCCUGGAUGGCGACAUGUCCAUCACAGAGGAGAUCAACGGGCUAUUAUUCUCUGAGGGUGCCCUGACCGGCAAUGUUGUUGACGACAGCUUAUUCGGAUUUGAUGAUAUUUCGACGCUACUUGGAGGGAGCAUGGCUGAGGAUCUGGAGUUCUUCCAGUGGGAUCCGAGCUGGGGAGUAUUGCCAGCUGACCCGACUUAUGAGAAUGAGUUUCAGGGGGGUGAUAAUACCUUCAUGACACCCGAUCAACUUGGCGCCUCCAUAUUGGCAGACCUUGCGUCAAUGACAGAGCAGCUCAAGUAA
Molecule: messenger RNA, 2139 nt
Organism: Thyridium curvatum
Lineage: Eukaryota; Fungi; Ascomycota; Sordariomycetes; Thyridiales; Thyridiaceae
Exons: 3
Coding region: 1-2139 (712 amino acids)
Biological process (GO): DNA-templated transcription; positive regulation of transcription by RNA polymerase II
Molecular function (GO): DNA-binding transcription factor activity, RNA polymerase II-specific; sequence-specific DNA binding; zinc ion binding
Source: RefSeq, a predicted model, not a curated record